Hyaloscypha bicolor E is the source of this 811-nucleotide messenger RNA. Its product is annotated as carbohydrate esterase family 1 protein. Bases 76 to 543 code for a protein of 155 amino acids. The transcript has 2 exons. Gene Ontology annotation, cellular component: extracellular region. Lineage: Eukaryota; Fungi; Ascomycota; Leotiomycetes; Helotiales; Hyaloscyphaceae. Gene Ontology annotation, molecular function: hydrolase activity. The record is from RefSeq and is a predicted model, not a curated record.
GCCAAGCUUGCAACCAACCCUGCCGUGAUCUUAGCUCUACAUCCAGACAGCGGAACCGGACAACAAUACUACUAAAUGACCAAGUGUCCCCAACUCGCCGACCCCAAGGGCUUCAUCGCCACCUACCCCUCCGCUCCACACGACAACAACUGCUGGGACAUCGCCUCCACCAAGACCCUCUCCCACGAUGGCGGGGGUGACAGCAAUGGCAUAGCCAACAUGCUAAAAUACACCCUGACGAAGUACAACGCCGACCCCAAAAGAGUAUUUGUGACCGGGACUUCGUCCGGCGCAAUGAUGACAAACGUCAUGUGUGCAGUCUACCCGGACCUCAUCGCGGCCGGCUCUGGUUACUCGGGCGUAGCAGCGGGCUGCCUAGCCGGGUCUCCUGGCUCCUCGCCCACAACAACCUGCGCUGACGGCAUCAACAAGACGCCUUCACAAUGGACGUCUGUCGUUCAGCCAUGUAUCCAACGUUCAACGGGAGUUAUCCGAAAAUGCAGGUGUGGAACGGGACGGCGGAUAAUUUUGUCAAUUAUCUGAAUCUGGCGGAGGAGGUGAAGGAGUGGAGUGGCGUUUUGGGCGUUAGUGGGGUGAAGAAUGUCACGGAUAGCCCGCAGAGUGGAUAUACGUAGAUGGUGUACGGGGCGGGACUAGGUUCACGGCGUAUAGUGCCGCGUGAGUAGGACAUACGGUGCCGGUGCAUGAGAGUGUUGAUUUGAAGUGGUUUGGGCUUACUUAGUUUCCAAUCUUUUCUCAAGACAUAAAAACAAAGUCUUUCCUCACACAGCUCAGAGGUGGUGUUACGCCG